Messenger RNA from Penicillium brasilianum, 4361 nucleotides. NCBI's taxonomy places the organism in Eukaryota, Fungi, Ascomycota, Eurotiomycetes, Eurotiales, Aspergillaceae. The record is from the annotation of a GenBank genome assembly.
CAUCAACCACCACCGCUCACCCAAAAUCCAAAGAUUCAAACCGGCAUAAUUUUCCUGGGAAAAGCGGUAAAUUUGUCGUUAAUCUAGCAAGACCGACUGUUUCCGUUGGGCAAUUGAGGCUUAGCCUCUCGGAGUGCUCAUGAUAGACUGUGUGACGCACGAAUCCAAAUCACUCCACGGGCCAUGUUUAAUCUCCGAGUUCUCUGUCGAGAUCAACCACGACGGACAAUUGCAUUGCUUGCUUCCGACCAUGUCCUGAUUUUCCACUACAGUGAAGUCGAGGGUGGGCCUAAGGCCGCCCCCCGCUGUCGGGUCGAAUUCUUAGAGGCUUCGUCCGUGGACCUCGCGGGAUACAGAUCUUUGGGUGCCGGAUACGGUACCUUGGGUCUCGUGACGUUAAAUGAAGACGUUUUCGUUUGCGUGGUUACAGGCUCCUCGCAAGCGGCUACUGUGCGUCCGGCAGAAGCCGUGGCCAGAAUUGACAAUGUAGAUUUUUAUUGUCUCAACCGAUCCGAAUAUGAAUAUGGCCUGGACUACGAAAGUAGCUCCCAAUUCGCCGCCGAUGAUCGGCCUGGUGCAGAAGGCAAAGAGGUGGUCACCGAUCAUCCUUUCCUGGCUCUGAAGAAGCUUUUGGGAGAUGGGAGCUUCUACUACAGUCUCGAUUUUAAUCUGACGGAUCGCUUGCAGGAUCGGUCGGAGAAAUCGGCCGCGUUUGAUAUUGAUUCAUUAGACGAGGACAUGUUGUGGAAUUCGUAUAUGAUCCACCCCCUUCUUCUGUUCCGGAGUCACUUGCCGCCUUCCGAUAAAGCAAAGCUCGAUGCAUCUCAAAUUCUGACAUGCGUUAUUCGAGGGUAUGCUGGUACGCUGAAGAUUCCUGCAACCGUUCCGAUCUUGCCGCGAGUACGGACAAAUAUGCCGGCUCUAUUGACCAUCAUCUCACGGCAAUCCUCUCGGCGUGCCGGCACUCGUUUCAACUCACGAGGCAUCGAUGAUGAUGGCAACGUGGCCAACUUUGUAGAAACGGAAAUAGUCCUAUGGGUGUCUCCGGGGAUCUGUUUCUCAUAUGUGCAAAUACGUGGCUCGGUACCCAUUUUCUGGGAACAAACACCCGGCCUGAUUCCCGGUCAGCAGAAGAUUGAGAUCACACGCUCUCCCGAAGCAACGCAGCAUGCAUUCGACCAACAUUUUGAGACCCUGGAAUUGGAAUACGGGGCGGUUCAUGUUGUCAAUCUACUCAGUGAACUCAAAUCUGGAGAGGCGGAGCUAUCGGCCAAAUUUCGAAACCACAUUGCCCGAAGCUCUGUUAGGCAAAAAGAGGGAUAUCCGAAAUCUUCUCACCAAAGUCUUUUACGAAUGACAGAUUAUGACUUCCAUGCUGAAACUCGAGGACCCGCUGGUUAUGAGGCAAGUCAUCAAAUUAAGUAUGAAUUGGCCGAUUCUCUGGACGGAUUUGCCUACUUCCUAUCCGAGGACAGCAGCCGCCUAUCCUCUUCGAACGUGGACAGAGAAGACGCAGUCAGUACUUCGUCCAUCCUUCUUCAGCAAGAAGGCGUCUUUCGGACCAACUGUCUUGAUUGUCUUGAUCGGACGAACCUUGUUCAGACAAUCAUCAGCUCGAUGGCUAUGGGAACCUUCUUGUCUCAGCAAGGUGCAAGACUUACCUCAGAUCUACAGAUGCGGCACUCCACCCUCUGGGCCGAUAACGGAGAUGCUCUCUCAAAGAUCUAUGCAGGAACCGGUGCUCUAAAGUCGUCCUUCACCCGCCACGGGAAAAUGUCUCUUGCAGGAGCGCUGGCGGAUGCCCGGAAAAGCGCAACGAGGCUCUAUGUCAACAACUUCACGGACAAAGCGCGACAAAAGACGAUUGAUCUUCUGUUAGGUCGACUUGCAAAUCAGAUUCCGGUUCACCUCUACGACCCAAUGAAUGAUUUGGUGUCCGAAGAUCUUGGUCGACGCGCAGCCGAGUACUCCUCUAGCAAGAAUAUUCGGAUUUGGGUCGGUACUUUCAACGUGAACGGCCGUGAUGAAGGCCCGGGCGCAGAUCUUUCUUCGUGGCUCUUCCCUGACGAGGAUCAAUCCAAGGAAGAUCCCACAAUCUUCGCGGUUGGGUUCCAGGAAAUCGUUGAUCUAAGUCCUCAGCAGAUCAUGUCAACUGAUCCAAGCAACCGCAAGGGCUGGGAAAGAGCCGUCCAAAGCUGCUUGAAUAAACACACCAGCGCAAAAGGAACUGGAAAGUAUGUGUUGCUGCGGAGCGGGCAGCUUGUAGGCGCUGCCUUGAUGAUAUACGUGAAAGCAGAUGCGCUGAAGGAGAUCAAGAAUGUUGAAGGAGCUGUUAAAAAGACUGGCCUUUCGGGAAUCGCUGGCAACAAAGGAGGCUGCGCGAUCCGUUUUGACUUCUCGAACACGAGUAUCUGCUUCGUCACUGCCCACUUGGCUGCUGGAUUCGGGAAUGAUGAUGAGCGAGAUCGAGACUAUGAGACCAUUGACAGUGGUCUACGGUUCCAAAAGAAUCGGACCAUCGCCGACCAUGACUCCACGAUCUGGCUUGGUGACUUCAAUUACCGCAUUGGCCUAGGGAACCACAUCGUACGCGAUCUCAUCUCGCAAGGCGAUCUCCAGAAGCUAUAUGACAAUGACCAGUUGAAUCUGCACAUGGUGGCUGGAAGGGUUUUCCAAUUCUACUCUGAAGGCCUCAUCACAUUCCCUCCGACUUAUAAAUAUGACGUUGGAACCGAUAUUUAUGAUACUUCUGAUAAAUCCCGGAUUCCUGCCUGGUGUGACCGCAUCUUGUGGAGAGGAGCCAACUUGCGACAGACGCAGUACCAUACCGCCGAUCUUAGAUGUUCAGAUCAUCGACCAGUUUAUGCCAAGUUCGAUUGCAUGAUUGAUAAUGUCGAUCUUGGACUUAAAGACAAUCUCAGGCGCUUGCUAUAUGAAGAGAAACAGCGUGAUGCUCUUUCCGACUCUAUCAAUUUAUUGGACUUGGACGACGAGGAUAUUUUGCCACCGGGCCCCAUUGCCCCUGGUUUACCAUCUGCGAGCUCUGAUCGAAGCAAAUGGUGGCUUGAUAACGGCGUGCCUGCGAAAGCAGCGCUACAACCACCCAAAGAGGGAUAUGUCCCUAACCCUCAUCGCAAAUCCAAUCCCUUUUCCAGAGACGAUGAGCCUGACUGGAUACCGAGCUCGAUAUUGACGGAGAAGAGUCUCGAGGCUCGUGUUGAUAGAAAGCCGUUACCACCUCCACGGCGGGGAACUGCAGGUGGAACUAAAAACAACAUGCAAUCUCCAGUGGCAGACAAAUCUGCCGCUGAAAAGUCGCCGCCUGCUGUUCCCAGGAAACCGAUCUCCUUGAGCUCCCAGGCGACAGGCGGUCGGAUUUCCUCUGCAACUUCCGGCUCAGCUCGAAGCGCUACUUGGCAAAAUAUUUCGAGUUCCCGUCAGAGCUUAGAUGGGGUAAGUGGAGUAUCUGGAGUUUCUAGCGCCGAAACGGGCGAUCUCCUUGACGACGUUUCAGGAGAGAAUAUUGGGUGGAAGCCUCUACUUCCUCAACGAUGAGUGAGCAAUCUUCUCUACGCUGAACAAUAUGUGAGCCUAUAAUACCGACCGAAAAAAAGCGUCGAGCUGGAGCAAUGAAGAAAACCCGUACUUUCGCCUACCCUUACUCCAGCCACACAGACAACAAUAGGCGCUGUUCGAGAUCUCGUUCAUCAAGUAAUUUUCAUUUGUAUUCAAAUAUCGGUUAUAGAUGUAGCUAAAUGGUAAUGGGGUUCAUUGGAGGGCAGUGAUUAAGCCGUAAGGCUUUCGUGAAGACCACAGAGGCUUCAACAACGAUAGCCAUGGCCCAAGGAUGCCCCGUAGAACGAGUUCUCAUGAAUGUCUUAAUAAAUAAAGACGAGUAGCUCGAAAGGCAAAUGGCCGAAGCCGUAGGCUGGCCAAGCACAGCCUCAUGUCCUGGGAGGGUCAGGCUUUUUCUCCCGAUGUUUCUCUCUCAAAGCUUUAUGCCUGUUUUCUCUUGCCCACUUCAGGCUCAAUGAUGAGAGGUCCAACAAUCCAACCAGCGUAAAGUGGUGGUGGGGGAUGAGCAUGAUUUUGUAUCAAAAAGGGAAUGGAAAGAGGAGAAGCCCCAGGGUAGUGGGCCACACCCCAGUCAUCCAACAUAUACACCUCACUGAGGGGCGGCAUCGGGCUUCUUGUCUGCCUUUACGGCCUUGGCUGACUUAGGAGGGGGCCGGCCACCCAGCAUCCACUUCGCAAAUCCACCCGCGUCACCUUUGCGCACAGGCUUCUUGGGAGCUAUGAAAGAGAUGGUCAGUAUAUCAAGCAGAUGAUGGCAAGGACUCUCUUUCGACCCGUGAUAUGUG